AUGGCAGCACAGGGACUGUUGAUCGGCUUUGUGGUUCUUCACGUGUUCGUUCUCGGGGCACGCUGUGACUUCCCCUUCCGGAACAUUUCCUUGUCAUGGGAGGAACGGGUUAACGACCUAGUGGGCAGACUCACUUUGGAUGAGAUCGUCCCACAGAUGGCCAAAACUCAGCCGGCACCAGCCAUAGAUCGGUUAGGCAUCAAAGCGCACGAUUGGGACACGGAAUGUUUGCGCGGAGACGUAUACGCAGGGACAGCCACAUCGUUUCCACAGGCGUUGGGACUCGCGGCAACAUUUAGUCCUACCAUGAUCUUCCGCAUCGCCGAAGCCACAUCGGUUGAGGUGCGAGCCAAGUACAACUACUUCGCCAAAAACAAUCUCCAUGGAUACUCAAAGGGGAUUAGUUGCUUCAGUCCAGUCAUUAACAUCAUGAGACACCCGCUAUGGGGAAGAAAUCAGGAGACGUACGGCGAGGAUCCGUUCAUGAAUGGUCUGUACGCUCAGCAUUUCGUGGCCGGCUUACAGGGAGAUCACCCACUUUACGUCCGUGCAAGCGCCGGAUGUAAACAUUUUGACGUCCACGGUGGUCCGGACAACAUUCCUGUAUCAAGAUUUUCGUUUGAUGCUCAGGUGUCUACCCGUGACUGGAGGUUGACAUUUCUCCCGGCAUUCCGCAUGUGUGUAGAGGCGGGAACCUACAGCGUGAUGUGCAGUUACAACAGGAUCAACGGGGUUCCUGCCUGUGCGAACAAGAAAUUACUGACGGAUGUGCUGCGGGGUGAAUGGGGAUUCACGGGUUACGUGGUCAGUGACGAAGGCGCGAUUGAGAAUAUCGUUUACGAUCAUCAUUACUUCAACACCAGUGUCCAAACUGUGGCCGCAUGUGUCAAUGCCGGAUGUAAUUUGGAUCUCGCUCAUGUAGCGGUUGAACCCAAAGAUUUCUUCAACGAUAUGGCCCAGGCUGUUCAAGACGGAAGUCUCACAAUGGACACGGUCAUAGAGAGGGUGAAGCCUCUGUUCUACACCAGACUGAGGCAGGGAGAGUUUGACCCACCGGAAAUGAACCCUUAUAACAGGAUCAACCUGACGGUCAUCGAGAGUGAACCUCAUAUCGCCCUCUCCAGGGAGGCAGCGGUCAAGACAUUUGUACUUCUGAAGAACAACAACAACUUUUUACCGAUAAACACUCCCAGCCAAUACGAAAAAGUUGCGAUCGUGGGGCCAAUGUCAGACAACCCUAGCCAACUGUUUGGGGAUUAUUCUUCUAGCAACCCACCACAGUAUACGGUGACGCCAUACCAAGGGCUACAGGCCAUCUGGCCUACCAUUAGUAUGGCCAGCGGCUGUUCGGUCACAGAGUGCACCGAUUACAACAGCGGUGAUGUGGAGAAGGCGGUCAAUGGAUCCGACAUUGUAUUCGUGUGUCUUGGGACAGGCCAGUCUCUUGAGGCUGAGGGACAUGACAGGAUGAAUAUGGAUCUUUCAGGAUCUCAACUUCAGCUUCUACAGGAUGCUGUUAAGUAUGCUAAUGGCGCCCCGGUGGUUCUGCUCAUGUUUAACGCCGGUCCUCUUGACAUCGCCUGGGCGGACCAGAACGAGGCCGUCAGCUCUAUCAUUGCCUGUUUCUUCCCUGCCCAGGAAACCGGAAAUGCUCUACAGCAGGUUCUUCUGGGAGAGGAAAGUCCAGCUGGCAGACUUCCGUACACGUGGUACCGUUCAGCCAGUCAGACCCCUGAGAUCACGAAUUACACGAUGUCCGAGCGUACAUACCGUUACUUUACCGGAGACCCCUUGUACCCGUUCGGCUAUGGUCUAUCCUAUACCAACUUCACCUACACGGAUAUCACUAUAGGCAGCUCAUCAUUACAGGCUGGUCAGUCUCAGAUCGUGUCCGUUACUCUCCACAAUUCGGGAGCCGCCAUCAGCGAUGAGGUGAUCCAGGUGUACAUUUCCUGGGUUAGUCCGAGUACCACGAUGCCACAGUUACAACUGGUCGGCUACGAUCGUCUACGACAGAUCAGUCCUGUGGUGACGUCAUUGACAGUCAAGUUUGUGAUUGAUCCUCGCCAGAUGGCGCAGUGGGACGAUUCUAAAGAACAGUUUUUCAUUGAGUCAGGAGAGAUUCGUGUGUAUGCCGGCGGUCAGCAACCGAACCAGAGGAAGACUGUUGCCUCCAAUGUCCUACAAGGAAGCUUCCAGAUCACCGGACAGAAGUUCAUGGGCAGAUUCUAA
Molecule: messenger RNA, 2232 nt
Organism: Liolophura sinensis
Lineage: Eukaryota; Metazoa; Mollusca; Polyplacophora; Chitonida; Chitonidae
Product: xylan 1,4-beta-xylosidase-like
Exons: 12
Coding region: 1-2232 (743 amino acids)
Biological process (GO): xylan catabolic process; arabinan catabolic process
Molecular function (GO): xylan 1,4-beta-xylosidase activity; alpha-L-arabinofuranosidase activity
Source: RefSeq, a predicted model, not a curated record